Molecule: messenger RNA, 1623 nt
Organism: Cricetulus griseus (Chinese hamster)
Lineage: Eukaryota; Metazoa; Chordata; Mammalia; Rodentia; Cricetidae
Source: RefSeq, a predicted model, not a curated record
GCAGCUCCGCGGGGAAUCGCAGUGCCGCGGCCGGGCCUCGCGAGCGGAGUAGUCGCCAAUCGACCUUACGUGACCCGGUGACCCCGGCUACCUAGGUCGCCCCGGCCACCAUGCCGCGCUCCUUCCUGGUUAGGAAGGCGUCCGACCCCCGCCGGAAGCCCAACUAUAGCGAGUUGCAGGACGCGUGUGUAGAGUUCAUCUUCCAGCAGCCCUACGACCAGGCCCACCUGCUGGCCGCCAUCCCUCCGCCCGAGGUCCUCAACCCUGCAGCCUCGCUGCCCACCCUCAUCUGGGACUCGCUCCUGGUGCCCCAAGUGCAACCGGUUGCUUGGGCCACCCUCCCGCCGCGGGAGAGCCCCAGGGCGGCAGAGCUGACCUCGCUGUCCGAUGAAGACAGCGGCAAAAGCUCCCAGCCACCCAGCCCGCCCUCCCCGGCGCCGUCGUCCUUCUCUUCCACUUCGGCCUCAUCCCUGGAUUCCGAGGCCUUCGUCUCCUUCCCCGGCUUGGGUCAACUGCCCAAGCAGCUAGCCAGGCUCUCGGUAGCCAAGGACCCCCAGUCCCGGAAGGCCUUCAACUGCAAAUACUGCAACAAGGAGUACCUCAGCCUGGGCGCCCUGAAGAUGCACAUCCGAAGCCACACGCUGCCCUGCGUCUGCGCGACCUGCGGAAAGGCCUUCUCCAGGCCGUGGCUGCUGCAGGGCCACGUCCGCACUCACACUGGUGAGAAACCAUUCUCCUGCUCCCAUUGCAACCGUGCCUUCGCUGACCGCUCUAACCUGCGUGCCCACCUUCAGACACACUCAGAUGUGAAGAAAUACCAGUGCCAGGCAUGUGCCCGCACUUUCUCCAGGAUGUCCUUGCUUCAUAAACACCAGGAGUCUGGCUGCUCUGGAGGCCCACGCUGACCCCACUGUCUCAACAUCCUUUCUCUGCAUCUCCCUGGUUCCCUGGAGCUGGUCCUCACCACAGGACUCCAUCCAGCCUUGGUCCAGGAACCUGUGGAGGCCACGUCUGGCCCUGGUUCCUGCUUAGCUCUCUCGGUGGCCUUUCCACAGAUGACGGAUGGAGGGCCAGGUGCCUGGGUUCCCUCCCUGAGCCACCCCUCAGUAUUCAUGAGGUAUAGCCUCUGGACACAGCUACUUCGAGCCAUAGGACUAAAGCCAACCCACUGGCUGGGAAGCUUGAACCCCACUCAGGGGACCCCUACUUCCCCACCUCCCCCAAGGACCCUUCAGGACAACUUCCUCAAGGUACAACAGACUAUGCAAUAGUCUCCCUCCACCCGCGGCUACAUUCAGGCCUCAGCGGGUGAUUGCUGGACACAUGUCCAGGUGCCCCUGGGCCGGGGCAGCUGUUUCAGCCCUGCCCCCAUUUGUCCUGGUGACACCUGUUUCACAGUUUAACUGUCUGAGAAGGGGACCAUGAGUAAUGGCCGUCACUUGUUAGGGCCAAGUGGGGUGCUUCGGCCUGGCCAACGUGUCUCCCAGAACUAUUUUCGGGCCAACAGGUGGCCCUGGGAGGAAGAUGUUUACAUUUUAAAGGUAUUUAUAUUGUAAGCAGCGUUUUGUAUAGUUAAUAUGUACAGUUUAUUGAUACUCAAUAAAGUGGUUAAUUUAUAUACUA